AAGGGAAUCAUUGGAUUCAGCUCCUGGCCAAGAUGUCGCUCUCCAAGAGGGAACUGGACGAGCUGAAGCCCUGGAUUGAGAAGACAGUGAAAAGAGUCCUGGGCUUCUCAGAGCCCACCGUGGUCACCGCAGCCCUCAACUGCGUGGGGAAGGGCAUGGACAAAAAGAAAGCUGCUGAUCACCUCAAACCCUUCCUGGACGACUCCACCCUGCGUUUUGUGGACAAGCUCUUUGAGGCAGUGGAGGAAGGGAGAAGCUCCAGACACUCCAAAUCCAACAGCGACCGGAACCGAAAGCGAGAGCUGAAGGAUGUGUUUGGUGAUGACUCUGAGGUAUCCAAGGAAUCUUCUGGGGUCAAGAAGCGGCGCAUCCCACGGUUCGAGGAGGUGGAGGAUGAGCCUGAGGUCAUUCCAGGCCCGCCCUCAGAGAGCCCUGGGAUGUUGACCAAGCUACAGAUCAAACAGAUGAUGGAAGCAGCCACCCGGCAGAUCGAAGAGAGGAAAAAGCAGUUGAGUUUCAUCAAUCCCCCCACACCACAGCCCAAAAUUUCUUCUUCAUCCCAAUCGGAACGUCUCCCCAUCGGCAACACCAUCCAGCCCUCUCAGGCAGCCACCUUCAUGAACGAUGCCAUUGAGAAGGCCAGGAAAGCUGCAGAGCUGCAGGCCAGGAUCCAGGCUCAGCUGGCCCUCAAACCAGGGCUCAUUGGCAACGCCAACAUGGUGGGACUGGCCAACCUGCACGCCAUGGGCAUCGCGCCGCCGAAAGUGGAGCUGAAGGAUCAGACCAAGCCCACGCCGCUGAUUUUGGAUGAGCAAGGGCGAACGGUUGAUGCCACUGGUAAAGAGAUUGAGUUGACUCACCGCAUGCCCACCCUCAAGGCAAACAUCAGAGCUGUGAAGAGAGAGCAGUUCAAACAGCAGCUGAAAGAAAAACCCUCAGAAGAUAUGGAGUCGAACACUUACUUUGACCCCCGGGUCUCCAUAACCCCAGCCCAGCGUCAGAAACGCACCUUUAAAUUCCAUGAAAAAGGGAAAUUUGAGAAAAUUGCCCAGAGGUUACGCACGAAGGCUCAACUAGAAAAGCUGCAGGCUGAGAUCUCACAGGCUGCCAGGAAGACAGGGAUACACACUUCCACCAAGUUGGCCCUUAUCACCCCAAAAAAGGAGCUGAAAGAAGGAGAGAUCCCUGAGAUAGAGUGGUGGGACUCCUACAUCAUCCCCAACGGCCUCGACUUAAAAGGUGGAACGUCUUCCAAGAGAGAAGAGUACUUUGGGAUCACAAACCUCGUGGAGCACCCAGCACAGCUCAACCCACCAGUGGACAGUGACACACCAGUGACCCUGGGAGUUUAUUUAACUAAGAAAGAGCAGAAGAAAUUACGGCGACAGACUCGGCGAGAAGCCCAGAAGGAGCUACAAGAGAAAGUCAGGCUGGGCCUGAUGCCACCUCCAGAGCCCAAAGUGAGAAUUUCCAACUUGAUGCGAGUGCUGGGGACUGAAGCUGUGCAGGACCCCACCAAAGUCGAAGCUCACGUUCGAGCACAGAUGGCAAAGAGGCAGAAAGCUCACGAAGAAGCAAAUGCUGCCAGAAAGCUCACAGCAGAGCAACGAAAAGCCAAGAAGGUGAAAAAGCUGAAAGAAGACGUUUCCCAGGGAGUUCACAUAGCUGUGUACAGGGUCAGAAACUUGAGCAAUCCAGCAAAAAAAUUCAAAAUCGAGGCCAACGCUGGCCAGCUCUACCUAACAGGAGUGGUGGUUUUACACAAAGAUGUCAACGUGGUCGUGGUAGAAGGAGGCCCCAAAGCACAGAAGAAAUUCAAACGUCUUAUGCUUCACCGAAUAAAAUGGGACGAGCAAACAUCAAACACAAAGGGCGAGGAUGAUGAUGAGUCCGACGAGGAGUCUGUUAAGAAAACAAACAAAUGCUCUCUGGUUUGGGAGGGCACAGCGAAGGAUCGGAGCUUCGGCGAGAUGAAAUUUAAGCAGUGCCCCACGGAGAACAUGGCACGGGAGCACUUUAAGAAGCACGGGGCCGAGCACUACUGGGACCUGGCCCUCAGCGAGUCCGUGCUGGAGUCCACAGACUGAGGCGAGGGGGCUGC
Merops nubicus (carmine bee-eater) is the source of this 2101-nucleotide messenger RNA. It is a transcript of the gene PRPF3, whose product is annotated as pre-mRNA processing factor 3. The record is from RefSeq and is a predicted model, not a curated record. Gene Ontology annotation, biological process: mRNA splicing, via spliceosome. Bases 33 to 2087 code for a protein of 684 amino acids. The transcript has 15 exons. Gene Ontology annotation, cellular component: U4/U6 x U5 tri-snRNP complex. Lineage: Eukaryota; Metazoa; Chordata; Aves; Coraciiformes; Meropidae.